Agelaius phoeniceus (red-winged blackbird) is the source of this 1578-nucleotide messenger RNA. It is a transcript of the gene RASSF7, whose product is annotated as Ras association domain family member 7. NCBI's taxonomy places the organism in Eukaryota, Metazoa, Chordata, Aves, Passeriformes, Icteridae. The record is from RefSeq and is a predicted model, not a curated record. Gene Ontology annotation, biological process: signal transduction.
AUGGAGCUGAAGGUCUGGGUGGAUGGGAUCCAGAGGGUCGUGUGUGGAGUCUCGGAGCAAACCACCUGCCAAGAAGUGGUCAUUGCCCUGGCACGGGCCAUUGGUCAGACGGGUCGCUAUGUGCUGGUGCAGAAGCUGCGGGAGAAGGAGCGGCAGCUGCUGCCGCUGGAGUGUCCCUUGGAGUCGCUGGCCAAGUGCGGGCAGUAUGCCAACGACGUGCAGUUCAUCCUGCGGCGGACAGGCCCCAGCAUGGCCGAGCGGCCCUCCUCGGAGGGCUCUCCCCAGGCUCCCGAGAGGACGUUCAUCCGGGCCAGCUUGCCCAUCAAGCCCAGGCUCACCAGCAUAGACGGACCCCGUUCCAGGGAGCCCAAAAAAUCCAUGACCUUCAGCCUGGGUCCUACAGGCUCCAGCGACCUGUUCACCGUGAGCCGAUGGAGGCACCAAACACGGGAUGGGCUAGACUUGGAGGGUGGUGGUGUUGUCCAGCCCUCCAAGGAGGAGCUUUUUAGGAGAGUGCUGCAGCAGCAGGAGCAGCUGCAUUCCUUGGAGGCCCAUGGGGACACCCUAGAAAUGGACCUACGGCUCUGGGAGCGCAGCCGGCUUGCUGGCCAGGAGAAUGAGAUUCUCUAUCUGGAGCAAGUGGUGCGGAGGAAUGAGACGGAGCUGGGUGAGGAGGAGUUCUGGCAGAGUGAGCUCCGGCUGGAAAAGGAGUGCGAGCGGGAGCGACAGGAACGGGUGAGGAGCCUGCGGGCCAGCCUGGAGGAGUACACCCAGAGGAUCUAUGAGCUGAGCAUCCGGACUGAAGCCCUGCAGGAGGAGAUCCAAUGGGAGAUGGCCGAGAGGGCCAAGAGGGGGAAGGAGAUCUCUAUGCCCAGCCCCAUAGAGCUGGAGGACAUGGCCACCAAAAUGAAAAGGGACCUGGAGGCCAAGGUCAAGCAAGGCACCCAGCUGGAGAGCAACCUGGCCAGCGUGGAGAAGGCCCUGGAGGAAGCUGAAAAGAACCUGCAGGCCCAGACCCAAGAGCUGGAGGAGUUAAAUAAGGAGCUGAGGCAGUGUAAUUUGCAGCAGUUUAUUCAGCAGACGGGGGCCACGGUGACCGUCCUGCAGGCCCGGUCCGAGGAGGACGCCCAGCCGGAGCCGAGCCCGUGCGAGCUGCCAGCCUACCGGAGAAACGGAGGUUUUUCUCCCACCGCUGGUACAGACUUGCCUCCCCAGGUCAGCACCAAGCAGCUCCUCGGCCAUCCCAGGACCCUGCCGGAGCCCCUGGUGUCCAGCCUGAACCCCGAGGGUGCGUAUGUCCCACUGGGGCCCUGGGAGCACGAGCUGCUCUGCAGAGGAUGGGUGGGAAGAGGGGAGAGGCUUUUGCUGCCCAAAAUGGGCUGCAGAGAGCAAGCGUGUGCUGGUGGUGGGAGGCCAGAGCUAUUUAUAGAUGCCAUUAGGAAGCGCAAAGCUCACACUCCAGCAGUCUCUGCUGUGCUGCCAGGGGCUCACACACUGGCAGCCUGGCUCUCUGCCCCGCCAGGAGCUGUGGAGGAUGGUUCUCAUCCCUCUCCUGCCACUCUGUACCCCCAGGGUUAA